Siniperca chuatsi (mandarin fish) is the source of this 6804-nucleotide messenger RNA. RefSeq names its product inositol 1,3,4,5,6-pentakisphosphate 2-kinase (gene ippk). Gene Ontology annotation, molecular function: inositol-1,3,4,5,6-pentakisphosphate 2-kinase activity; ATP binding. The record is from RefSeq and is a predicted model, not a curated record. Lineage: Eukaryota; Metazoa; Chordata; Actinopteri; Centrarchiformes; Sinipercidae. Bases 176 to 1669 code for a protein of 497 amino acids. Gene Ontology annotation, cellular component: nucleus. The transcript has 14 exons. Gene Ontology annotation, biological process: inositol phosphate biosynthetic process.
CGGUGGGCGGCUUGGUGAGCCGGGGCCGGGCAGCAGCAGAAGUCAGUUGGUCCUGUAGUACUUCUGAGUUACUGCUAGCAGCCAGUAGUGCCAGUUGGAGUACUCGUAUGUUGCCGUGCCGUUGUGUGUUACUUUCUGGCCGUUAACGGGAGCUCAGUUUGUCGUCGUUGGCGUGAUGGAACUGGACAAGAUGGACGAGAACGACUGGAAGUACCACGGAGAAGGAAACAAGAGCCUGGUGGUCUCACACGUACAGCUUUCCAGAGUUCUGCGCCUGCUCAAGUAUCCAGCAGAGGACUCUGAAAACCCGCCACAGACAGUGGAGCAGGCCUUCAGGCAGAUCCAGAACAUUGUUGACUUCAGCUCCAACGUGAUGAGCAGCCUGCUGGGAGAGAAGUUCAUCCACAGCGGGGAAGUGGUCAAACUGCCGCUAGAGUUUGUGCGACAGCUGUCAAUCAAAGUUCAACAUCAAAGACCAGCCUGGCGCUGUGAUAAGGUGAUGGACAUCUACAGCGGCUGUGCUCUCUGUCUGCCCAACCUGACAUCUCCAGUCCUCCACCAGCCAACACACACCCCUCCACUCUGCAUCGAGAUCAAGCCUAAAUGUGGUUUCCUGCCGUCCUCCAAACAUGUCAGCAAAGACAUCAAGACCAAAGUGUGCCGCUUCUGCAUGCACCAACACUACAAGGUGGCCAAUGGGAAGUGGAAGAGACGCAGUCUGUACUGUCCUCUAGACCUGUUCUCAGGGAACAGACAGAGAAUGCACUUUGCCGUCAGACACCUGAUAGAAGAACCUCAGAACAACUUCAAAAUCUUCAAGGGCGGUCAGUGUAUUUACAGCAGUAAGGAGGGCAGUGACGACUCGUUGGACCUGAACUCUCUGCUGUAUCAUCUCAGACCGUACUUCAUGUACGGAAACAACCGCUUCACCAGUCACAUGGCCAGCAAAGCUGUUUUGAACGACUUCAUCCAGGUCCUGGUGAACGCCCUGCUGAGUGGUGGAGGGGGAGAUGGAGGGGUGGUGACGGACAGACAAGGAGAAGGGCGCAGCUUCUGUGAAGCGAGUCUGUUCAACAAGGAGAGGAUUCUCCACGGCUCUCAGGGUUUACCCAGUGACAGUGUUUUGUUCAGGAUUCUUCAGACUCAGAUGUUGGACACACUGGACAUUGAAGGACUCUACCCUCUGUACCGCCGAGUGGAGCAACACCUGCAGGACUUCCCCAAGGAGAGAACUCGUCUCCAGAUAGACGGACCAUACAACGAGGCCUUCCUGGAGAAGCUGCAGAAAUGUCCGACUGAGGACGACAGCUCUGUGGAGUACGCUGUCGCCAAGGUCCAUCAGUACCGCGCCGCCAUGACAGUCAAGGACUGCUCCAUCAUGGUCGCCCUGGUGCCCAGCAGUGAGGAAGAGGAGGAUGAUGAAGGUCAGAGGCGGCUCAGGGACUUCCUCUCCUCCAGACCUCCUGCUUUCUCUUACUCGGUCUCCAUCUUGGAUCUGGACCCGAAGCCGUUCGACAGCAUCCCCCGCCAGCUGCGCCUGGACCAGAAGAUUGUCUCGUGCUACCUGAGGACUGGCGGUGCCUUGCCAAAGGGCUCUCUGCCGCCGCUCCCCGGCAUCUUCACAGCUGCUGAGAGAGAGGACUGCACGCUGCUCUUCCACCCUGUGUAAACGCCCGAUCAGAGCCGGACGACCCUGAAGAUGAAGACUAACUGACGCCACCCUGAUGCCUCACACAGAGGGGAGAGGUCUAGAAUCACGUCGGACCAGAGCUGCUUAUCCGAGACUUUACUGCAGCACUUGCUCUUCACUCCGCUCAUGUUGACAGUUAAUAGCUCUGGCUGCUGCUGCUCAGCAAAAUUUAAAUCUCCAGGAAGUCACAACUAAGUCACCAGACGUUUAAGCGACUUCCAGAUAUUUCUGUUACUGAUUCUUUGUGUUGUCGUGGCGACCGACUUCUCGCUCCUGUCAGGAGGUGAAUCCCAACAUCAUCGCUCUCUUCAUAUUUAUUAGAAAAACUCACUGGGAGGCUUUGUUCUUUCCUCUGGUGACAAGAGAGUUCGGAUUUGCCUCCCGAUAGGACUUUUACGGUCGUCGUGGCAACCAUCUCUGGCCGUUUUCGUUCUCCGUGGCGACGCUGCUGACAGCGAAGCUCUGAGAGAAAGAAAAAAGAAAGGAGAAUGGAAGUGAUGGAGAGAAAAGCAGGUUUUUGAGAUGUGACGUACGUUUGAUGUCAUUUCCUGAAUGUAGGCGGGGCCUCUGGUAGCGUCGGCACUGAGGCGGAGCCAAUAUGUAUGUGCAGGUUGAACUGAGUUCUGUGAAGCAUCACUAUGGUAACAGAAGCACUAGUUACCAUAGCCACAGCAACAGAGGAGGGGCGAAGCUAACAUGGCUGAUCUGAUCACCAAACGGUCGGUGUGAGUCUCGGCAACUAGACGGAGGAGAUGUUUGUUGUACCCAUAAUCCUUUGCAGACAUUUGUGUCCUGGAGUGAGUUUCAGGUCUCUGCUGGACCCCACGGAGGUUUUCAGUCCAGCUCAUCACACUGAUCAACUCAUAACUAUUUAAUUAAUGAGAUGAGGUGACGCAGUGUUUGGUUGUACUGAAAACCUUCAUGAACCAGGUGGAGAACCAGAACUGUGACAGUGAGCGACGAUUCACCUGCUCGCUCAGUUGGUGGCUGGAUGUUAACGCGUUCCCUCGUCAGGAAUUUGUGCCGAGAUGUCGAAGGUCAGAUGUUUGUGGCUUUAUUUUUCUCUGUCAGGUAAGAGAGCUGAGUGUCUGCAAAGAAGAGAAACUACUGUUUUUCUCUUUGGCCCUCUAGUGAAAUCGGUCCAGUUUUUGAGCUAUAUCUGUGUGAAAUUUCUGCCUCUGCUGCAAUACAAUGUCGUCUUUGAUGCUCACAGCUUUGAAAUUUUUAUCUCUUUUCAGAAACAGUGUCGCUGUAACUCUGGAUGAUACACAGACGACACUGGAGGCCGCUUUUAUAGAAACUAUUCAUUCUGAAGGAAAGAGUUAAAACUAGAACAGAGGUGUUGCUGUUGAAAUUCUUAAUGUCUUUUUCUCAACACAAACUAAAUUCCACUCACCUCUGUUGUAUUCGGGCUGGAGGCAGAAAUUCCAGAUAUCAAAACCUGGACAAAUGAGGACGAAACAAUCUCAUAGAGGUAUCAGUAGAGGGAAAAGAGAAAAUACACUCAGUGGCCACUUUAUUAGUGACACCUGUACAAUAUAAUGCAAUCCAGUACAACAGCUCUGUUAUAAAUUCUACCUUUACAAAACGUAUUUUUGUCUGUUGACACUGUCAGAGAGGCGUUAUUAUACCGAAAGGUGUUUCUAAUGUUUCGUCCGCCACCAACUAAAUUCUCAAUAAUUAUCAUAUAGUUAAAUUAACACCUCUUUGACAGUGUCACCAAAAACCGAACAUUAUGAGAUUCAUACAGUAAGGGUGGGAUUAGCGGCAGAGCUGUUGUGUUGGAUUGUAUUGUCUUACAUAGUACUGCGUGUAUAUAUUUAAGUAAUUUGAGUAAACUGACCCUUUUUAACGGUCCAGCUGCGAGCUCUGACCAAGCAGUUCUUGUAGAGUUCUUCAAGCAAAGAUGUUUGUUUCCAGUUGCCUUUUUCUGACAUAAAACCUCCUUUUGUGUUGAAAAAACACAUUAUUUUAACUCUUAUUGUUGUCAGAACAAGAUUCAGCCCGUUUUGUUGUAAGAAAAUCCGCGUUUCUGUAGUUGUCUAACAUUCUCGUUGAUUAACCUGGUGAUGCGUCGCUUUAUAAAAAGGUACGGUUACGUUACACUUCGGUCCUGCGAAUAUUUGCUCCGUCUCCCAAACCACAAAUUCAUUUUGUUUUGGUGCGGACUCACAGGUCAGAGUUCACCUAUGAUUUCACACAGCCGGCCAAUAGAAACACUGUGGUUGGAAAUGGAGAAGUCGGUGUGUCAUCACACUUCAUUGAACAGAAGACUAAUGUGACCGUACACUUGCAGAGCAGAAGAUUGUGAAGUGAAACGGGGAAAGUUAUAACAUGAGAUGAUUGAAAACAGAACAGGGAUGCGUUUGGUCUCCUUAGCAGAGGUCAGAGGUCAGCGUGUCUGGUCUGCUGUAGAUCCAUUUGACCCACCAGAGCAAGGGCUGCUGGGUAACAGAGAGCAGUCCUCUUCAGAUCAGCCGAGCUUCACGCUGCUGCUCCGCUGUUUUUGUGUGCCAUAAGUGGCUUGUAGUGUGUGUGUUUGUCCAUGUGCCUAAAUGUUCUGGUGGGACAGGAAGAAGGUGGUGGUGUGUUUGUGUGUGUGUGUGUGUGUGUUGAGAAAACUUAACUUUGUUACAGGCUGCGAUCCACUUUGGUUUGUCUCUACUCAGACAUGACAACUUUAGGAGCUGAUGUGGACGCAGCCGUGAACUCCCAGUACCUCGAACUCCUGACAACCCGAACCGAAGCUCGACAGGGUUGUCUGAUGUUUGAUAAACUAUGUGUUCAGGAGCGCCGGGAGGUUUCUGAGGGCGGCGAGACUUGUACCCAGUCUUUGUUACCAUCAGCAGAUGAGUGUUGACUGCAUUUCCGGGACUUGAGUCCGUUCGGGUCCAGAUGUUGUUUGUGUUGUCUCGGGUCUUGUCGUCGUCGUCAUCGUCAGGUACAAACUUUGUGACCUGUGAUUUCCUCUCCUGGUGAUCUCAUCGUCCUUUUUAAACCAGCAGCGCUUACGGAGGCUUCAGAUUUAAAAAAAAAAAAAAAAACUGGUAACACUUGACUUCAGUUCCUCUGUUUACAGUGUCCACUUUCCAACCUCCACAACCUCCAUCAGCCAAUCAAACGUCUGAAAUCAAAUCACACUACAAGACUGAAACUUCAGACAACGCUUCACACUUUGCUCUGAUCUCCCAUCAUCAGGUGUGUUGUCGUCAGCUGAUGAUGAACGGCUGCUGCCUCGUUUAUCAGCAGCAAGUUGCCAUCGCUGUGACAGGAGCGAUCGCGUGUCCACCCGGUCAGCAGCAGGGCGAUGUGGUCAGUAGUUCUGUUAAAUCCAAACACUAAAAAGGUUUAAAACGAGACAGAUUUCACUUCCCUUUCUGACUGACAUGCGACUUCGAUGCCUGGUUGUCUGGGAGACGGAGGAGUUGAAAGGCUGGAGAGUGGACCGCAGUGAACUGAACCAACCACUGAUCGUUCUAACUGUUGAAGACGCAACGGGCAGCAUGAGGGGAGAGCAGAGGCUCAUGGGAGUUAGAGGGAGGAGGGUGGGAUGUCUCUCUGCAGUUGUAGCAUCGUCUCAGAGUGUGACAGUCACAGAUUUGAUGUUACUGUGACUUUGGUUUGAUUAAUUUUGAAACUUCUAAACCGUUUAACUACUAUACAAACUUUACACCAAAGCAUCAGAUCAUUACAGCGUCCUUCUGUGUCGUAGCUGUGACAUUACUAUAAUACUAACCCUAAAACAUUUUGAUUUGGUUUUUAUAAUCUUGUCUGUGAUCACGAGAAAACCGCCGCAGUUUGUGUCUCAUCAUCAAGUCACGGAGCUAAACCCGUGUUUAUGGUUUACGAGGGUUCACGUUAUCACACAGCUCAAGACGGUUGUAUGUCCGUAGCGUGACGGUUAAAAAUACGGUGCAUUAACAACAUAACCAUUAAACUAGCGUUUGGUUACCUUGAAACAUUGUCAUGCCCUUGAAGAAGAAACGGGAGCGAGAGAGCACGGCGCAGGUAACGUUAUCCGAAAGAUAAAUCCCAGACGAUCUUUGAAAACGCAGAACAUCAUUUAACAACAACAUGUAUUUCCAGAAUCAUUGAAAGACUUUAUUCUGUCGACCUGGAUAAAAAAUAUUCUCUCAUGAUAAACUAAAGAUUUUAGUUGCAACUUUAUUUCCUUAUUAUGAAUGUAAAUAUAAAAAAGAAAAUAACAUUAAUACAGACAAAUAUGUGAUAAGAUUCUCUAAUUUUGUCGAGCUGUUCGUUGAGUUCCUUUCUGACCACGGAACCAGCAGGUGACAAAAACUCAACUCAAGGUCCACUUACUUGCUUGUUGUGGAGCUUUCAACUGUACUAUGCAUUCUUCAUCAGUAGAUUGAGUUUGUUAGUUGUCAAACUUUAACUUCAACAUGGAUGAGAAGUCCUAGAGGUGCUCAGAAUCAUGGGAAGUUUGAACGCCUACAUUUCCUUGAAAACUGCUAAUGAGGACUGUGUGAUAUGGUCAAAAGCUCCAGAACAAGAGAGUAAGUGGAUCUUGAGUUGAGAUAGUUUUAUCAGUUUAUAAAUUUGGUUCACGUCGUAUAAAUUGAAUAAAGUGAUGUGUUAUUUUCCAACUACCAUCUUUGUGUGGUUUGGGAAAUCUCUUCAAACGACCGUAUGGGUUUUUGAAAUAUUGUCUGGGAUUUAACGCAACGACAUGAGAGACAAACUGGGGCUAAAAACCAGCGUACGCACAGCUGAUACGAUUCUGUUUAAGAUUACAGAACAGCUGUUUUGUAAUUGAGAAAACAGACUUUAUUUAGACUUCUCAGUCCUCAGAGAGAGACGGAGCUCCGACAGGUGAGCUGGAGUCUGAUUGGUUGGUUGCCUCUGCCUCCGCCUGCUGCCUGAGCGUCAGCCUGCAGAAACAUCACAGCACUGUGAUACCUACAGACUUCUAAUAACUGCGUGUGGGUAAAUAGCUGGGAGAAGAAAACUAUUUGAAAAUACAAAGGCGACACUGCUGUCUGGCAUUUUGUAUUUAAAUUAUUUAUUUUUGUAGAUUUUGACCAAUGAGCUCUGCUGUUACAGCCGUCACAGUCGAGCUCUUUCUAUUGAAUAAAGAUUUCUAAGAGACUAAA